AUGAUUGAAUAUUGUACAGGUGCUCUGCAAUAUGGGCACUUGGGAAAACCAAAAUAUGAUUCGGAGACUCAGACAUGGAGGUUCCCCCGAACAUUGACGCCGGCACCAACUUUACAUUAUGCCGGAGUAACAAAGACCACUGUCCCAUCUCCCCUCACGGUGCCACGGUCCUCGUCUAUCGAAAAUAAAUCUCUUAUACCGCAAGUCUAUCCCGAGCUUGGAUCCUGUUGGCCGCAAGUCCGCAACGAGACUCUUUCCAAUGCCAUCUCAAGAACCUACGACGUUUGCGAUCCACUCGUCUCCUCGCUUCUCGAUUUAGGACAUGCGAUAGAUUUUGAGAAAGAUGACCCAGGCAACCGUCUUAUUCCCAUAGCGGCGAUAGCAUCCGGGGAGUGCGGCAACGCCAUUAGCCUGUAUAGAAUAGAGGAGGAUACAGUCAAAUUGAGGCAUGAUGCAGCAAAUGAAAUUCGAGUUCCCUCAAUCGGGAGAUUAGAGAGUGUGCAGUGGUCUUCAGGCGGUGCGCCAGUCCAGCAAAUCUGUUUCGGGCAAACUCUAGAAGAAAAGGCCACAUGGAUGGCAGCUCGUUUCCCUCACUCUACCAGAAUCUUCCGGCCGCUGUACCACCGACACCCCAUUUCUACUGGCGUUUGUUAUCAUGGUGAUUCCACAAAACCAAUCGACUGUGGCACUUCUCGCCUUGACGCGAACCCGUUGGUGGAAAUAUCUUGCGAACAGACCGGGGGAUUCAUGCAUGCAGAUGUGGCUUUCAAUCCAUGGUAUCCACAACAACUGGGCAUUGUUGAUGUGAGUGGGAACUGGGGGAUAUGGGAAAUGUCGCGUCACAAUCGAAACAAGGGCAGUUGGACCAGUAACUGCAGCAAGUCCGGCUCUUUGCCAUGGCUCGACAAUGACGACGGCCAAGACACAGAAAACCAUACUAGGCAUGAUGGAUGGGCAGCCAUAGAAUGGGCUAGCGAUUACAAGAGCUUCGUCGUGUCUGAUCGCCGUUGUCCCAUAAUUUAUCGCAUUGAAGCCGAUCAGGUAUCUUCCUUCCCAAUAGAACUUGACUUGAAGCGCCCAUCGGAGUGGAUCCUAGACAUCAAAAGAAGUACUUGCAAUGUGUCUCAUGUCUUCAUUCUUACAACCUCUCGGGUGUUCUGGAUUGAUAUCGCCCUAGACCCUGUCUCGACCACCGCGGGAAGUACGAGGCGCUCUCUAUAUCCUCGCUUGUUCUGGCGUCAUUUCCGGGACCCUGAGGACACAACUUUGCAACUAGCUCCACUUCUAGUGCACCAACAACUCUAUUUCGUGCUUUCUUCUCGGUUACAUAACCUUGUGUUGACUUUUCAUUGUCCUACUGCAUCCGAGGACUACACAGAUAUGGCAUCUGUCCCUGACCCCUUCGUGUUGGAAAUCCCACCUCCGUCCGAUCAUGUCGCAGGAUACCCAAAGCCUGGGAAAACAGCACAGUUCUCCAUCUGCUUCAAAGAGAUUGCACACGUGCCUGUUGGCAAAAAGCACUACGACCCAACCGCAAAUCUGAUCAAACUCUUCUUACUGGAUUCUCGCCUAUCCGUCCGUGAAAUAGUAUACACUCAGCCUCGUGACGAUAGCGCUGAUGAUGUGCAUGUCCUGGAGAAAGAUAUUCUGCGGUUGAGACGUUACCCGGGAGCUUCUAAGGCUUCUUUCUUGCGGUCUUUGGAUGGUUUCAUAGUAGAUGAUUGGGACGAAUCCGUCUUUAGAGCCAGUGCGGCCCCUGCACCUGAUAAGAAACUUUCUAAAUGUCCACCAUUGCCCUCUCUACAUUGGACUGUUAAUUAUUCACAUAUUUAUGAAAUCGCCACUGGGAGCUUGAUUCAUUCUAAAGAAGGCGAGGGCUUGCACACGCCGGGACAGUGCUUACAGGACCUUAUAGAUGGUUUGAAAGUCCACCAGACCAGCCACACUGUCGGCCAAACUUUACUCGACGCCUUCAAAAGCAGCUGCUGGCGGUUAGAUGAUAUCGACCAGAAUGCCCGGGACCUGAAAGCUUUUCUUUCUUCGAUCGAGGGCACCAAACCACUCUGGUUAACCCCGGCUCAGAGAAUAUCCAUUUUAGGUCCACCUGGCCUUUUUGGUGCACCCUCAUCAAAAGCCCCUGGCCUGGAAAAGGCUUCUGCGACCGGGACCUUGGUUGACAUUUAUGAUGGACUGGUCAAUGAUUGGCUAGCUAUUUUGCCGCAUGGUAUACCUGGGCGCACACGCAUCAUGAAAGAAAAAAUAAUCAGAUCCGUCGCGGCGGAACUCGCUCUGGCUCAGUUAUCUUUGACACAUUCAUCUUCCCAAGAGAAGGGGUCAUCAAGCUUAAAUGCACCACAAAGUCAGACUAAUGAGACUUUGUCUGAUGAGGCUCCGUUGUCAAAGGGAAGGUCUUCAUUUUACGAUGACCAGGAGAGAACUGCUAUGGCAGGAAGCAGUGCUAGGGAAGAUGGGCUACCUGAUCGCGCGAAAAACCUGACCGCGGUGUGCUCUAGUCUAUCCUCCCUCACUGCAUUUUCUGGCAAGCGACCGGUGUCUAGAAGCACAACCAGUAUGUUACAGCAUUGGAAGUUGGGAACGGACCCGACUACAUACAAAUGGCACCAUACCACGCAAAUGUUGGAUGGCGAAGACUCGCGGCGAGUUCUCAAAUCGACCGCUUCGCAACGAAAGCCGCGUAAGAAGGUACUAGGGGGGUCACAAGGGUCCAGUCAGCAUGUUACCGCCCCUACACCCCCGGCGUCUUCCGCGGUCCCUGUAGUUCGGGAAUGGGGCAGCCAGCCGGAGAAUAGCGAACCGCCGGCCAUAAGACUGCAAAGCAGCCAGCCCAUGGAAGACGACCUUCCAAUGACCCAGGUCGAGCGAGGAAUGUUUGGAGGACGCGAAGCCAGCCGUAAGGUCGCCACGAAGACUAGGAAGAAGAAGAGGGCAGCUGGAUUCUAG
Messenger RNA from Aspergillus affinis, 2961 nucleotides. RefSeq lists its product as uncharacterized. Lineage: Eukaryota; Fungi; Ascomycota; Eurotiomycetes; Eurotiales; Aspergillaceae. Bases 1 to 2961 code for a protein of 986 amino acids. Gene Ontology annotation, molecular function: RNA polymerase I general transcription initiation factor binding; RNA polymerase I transcription regulatory region sequence-specific DNA binding. The transcript is spliced from 4 exons. Gene Ontology annotation, cellular component: RNA polymerase I core factor complex. The record is from RefSeq and is a predicted model, not a curated record. Gene Ontology annotation, biological process: nucleolar large rRNA transcription by RNA polymerase I.